Messenger RNA from Scaptodrosophila lebanonensis, 1954 nucleotides. RefSeq names its product probable lysine-specific demethylase 4A (gene Kdm4A). The record is from RefSeq and is a predicted model, not a curated record. NCBI's taxonomy places the organism in Eukaryota, Metazoa, Arthropoda, Insecta, Diptera, Drosophilidae. Gene Ontology annotation, biological process: chromatin remodeling. Bases 59 to 1528 code for a protein of 489 amino acids. The transcript is spliced from 4 exons. Gene Ontology annotation, molecular function: histone H3K9 demethylase activity; histone H3K36 demethylase activity. Gene Ontology annotation, cellular component: nucleus.
GGUUCAGCUCUGGUCGGAAAUUUAAAGAGUAAAUUAAAUAAUAAUUUCAACGCUCAAUAUGUUUACACGUUGUGCAUUUGGGGAUGACGAGCAAGCUAAAAUACCUCGAAUAAUGACAUUCCGCCCCAGCUACGAAGAAUUCAAGAACUUUGCUUCGUACAUUGAAUACAUGGAGUCGCGAGGAGCUCAUCUUGCUGGUCUUGCACGAAUAAAGCCACCCAAGGAAUGGGUUCCGAGGAAAUCUGGUUACGACAUCGAAAACAUUAAUAUGACUAUACCGGCACCGAUAUGUCAAGUGGUAACGGGAACGCAAGGUAUGUACCAGCAAAUAAACAUACAACAACGUCAGAUGACGCUGCGUCAGUUUAUGGAAAAAGCAAACUCGGAGCUGCAUCAGACUCCACGUCACUUGGACUAUGAGGAUUUAGAGCGGAAAUACUGGAAAAAUAUAACGUACAUAUCGCCUAUGUAUGCGGCGGACGUAAAGGGAACUCUAAGUGAUGAAGAUUUAGAUACAUGGAACAUUGAUCGAUUGGACACCAUUCUCAAUUUAGUGAACACGGAUUACGGCAUAGAGAUUGACGGUGUGAACACGGCUUAUUUGUAUUUUGGCAUGUGGAAAAGCUCAUUUGCUUGGCACACGGAAGACAUGGACUUGUACUCCAUAAAUUAUUUGCAUUUUGGUGCUCCGAAAACCUGGUAUGCCAUUCCUCCGGCCUAUGGUAGGCGCUUAGAGAAGUUGGCCAACGAGACUUUCACCGAUAGCUAUCAGGAAUGCAACGCAUACUUACGCCACAAAAUGACAAUGAUAAGUCCAAAGGUUUUGCGGCAGCAUAAAAUACCUUACAAUAAAAUCACACAGGAGGCGGGUGAGAUUAUGAUAACCUUUCCUUUCGGCUAUCAUGCCGGAUUUAAUCAUGGCUUUAAUGGCGCGGAGUCUACAAAUUUCGCAUCGAAGCGUUGGAUCGAGUAUGGCAAACGAGCGAGUAUUUGCAAGUGUCGCAGUGAUAUGGUUAAGAUAUCAAUGGAGACAUUUGUACGUCGGUUCCAGCCGGAACGCUAUGAAAACUGGCUAAAGGGCGAGGACUACGGCUGCCAUCCGGAGGAGCCCGGAAAAAAUUGUGCAGCUGCUCCGCCAACCCUAAAUAUAUAUGACCAACAAACGAGCCAAGCAGCUAAGUCGAAAGAAAUAUCUCCACAAAAGCGUGGAUGUUCCCUCGCCAUGAAUGCGCAAACUAUAGCUGUGGAAAAUGAUGAGGAAGAUAAAUCAAGUGUAUGCAGCUCCAGUAGUUCGCGCUUAAAGAAAGCAGUUGUAAAGCUACGCAAACUCCCGUCAGUAUCACCAUCACCGUCCUCAGUACGAAAUAAGUACGACUUCAACUCUAUUGCUGCCGCUCAAAUUAAACGCGCGUGGAACGAGUUACCUUGUGAUAAGCCUGGUACAAAUUUGCUAACGAAUGGAAUUGUGAAGAACACGAAACGUAUGCGAUUCCAAACAAAAGAGCUAACCCUCGACGAUGAGGAUUGAAUUGCCUUGUAAAAUUAACACCUAGUUUGCCGAUCUCGCUGUGUUCCGCAACAUAGUCUUAUGAUACUACCUAAUAAUUAAAUAAUGAAUAAUCAAAGUAGCCUUAAUGCAGCCAUAGCUUACAUAGCCAGCCGUAGUGUACGGUAUGUACGGCUUUUGUUCUUGUUCCGUGUUCCUAUUUUUUGUGUAUUUUGUUUGAACAAAAGUUGCUUAGGUCUGUUAGUUUUUAAUCGUACAAAAACACAUGUCUUUUUUCAAAACGCGCAUAUUAAUCAAUUAUGUAAUCCUACGAGUUUUAUAGGUCUUUCAAAUUUGUACGCAUAAGAGGGAUUCAUAUACGUAUCUUCGAUAAUUAAUUUGUUAAUUAAUUUGAUUGAAAUUAUAAAAUUUACUAUACAAUUUCUUUGAAUUCAAAAUUAAAUAGAA